AUGCGUCGCUCCCUCUUCCUGCAGAGCCCUGCGCAGUCCUCGUCCCCCGCCGCCCCGUCGCCCGAGGCCCUGUCGCGCCUGCUGUACCCGGCGCACCGCGACCUGCGCGCGCGCGCCUUCGAGCUGCUGCGCGAGCCGGUGUUCCGCCUGCGGUACAACGAGACCGUCGCCAUGGAGCGCUCGCGCACCACAGCCCGCAUCGCCCGCGUGCGCCAAGCGGGGCUGCUGCGAGACACCGUCUCGCGCGCCAACGAGGCCGGGUCGCGCCGCUACGACGUCCUCAUCGACGUCCUGGCCCUCCUGGACCACUCGCUGGAGAUCCGCUUCGGCGUCAACCUCGGCCUCUUCUGCGCCACCAUCCGCCGCCUCGGCUCGGAGGAGCAGUACACCCACUGGCUCCCGCGCAUAGAGGACGGCCGCGACGUCGGCUGCUUCGCUCUCACCGAGCUGGGGCACGGAAGCAACGUCCGCGGUAUCCAGACCACGGCCAGGUAUCUCCCCGACGUCCAGCAAUUUGAGAUUCACACCCCGCACGACCUGGCCCAGAAGUUUUGGAUCGGCGCCGCGGCGGAGACCGCCAACGUUGCCGUCGUCUUUGCACAGCUCACCGUCGACGCCGUGCACCACGGCAUUCACAUCUUUAUCGUCCCGCUGCGCAACAAGCAUGACAUGUCGCUUUGCGACGGCAUCACCAUUGCCGAUUGCGGCCCGAAAGCGGGGCUCAAUGGCGUUGACAACGGUCGCAUUUGGUUUGAUCGUGUUCGUGUGCCGCGCGAGAACAUGCUGUCGAGCAUGUCCUCCGUCUCCCCUGACGGCCGCUACUCGUCGUCAUUCACGUCGCCGGACGCGCGCUUUGGCGCCCAGCUCGCCGCCCUUACGGGCGGCAGGGUCGGCAUCGCAUUUAAUGCCAUCGAGAUCGCCCUGCUUGGGCUCACCAUCGCCAUUCGCUACUCGGCCAAGCGUAGGGCAUUUGCACCCAAAAAGGGCGCCGAGGAGGUGCCGCUAUUGUUUUACACGUCGCAGCAGAGGCUACUCAUGGUGCCGCUUGCUACGGCGUUUGUGUACGCGUUUUGUGCAAGGGAUUUGAGAGAGAUGUACUACAAAUCCAUUACAACGGGGUCGAUUGGCAAGGAUGUUCACAGCUUGUCUGCUGGUUACAAGGCCAUGUUUUCGUGGUUUAUGCAAGACACGCUCCAAAAGGCGAGGGAGGCAUGCGGAGGCCAAGGGUAUAGGAGCGAGAAUCGCAUCGCACCGAUCAAAGCAGACCGAGAUGUUAUGCUCACGUUUGAAGGUGCGAACGGUGUGAUGCUGCAACAAGUAGCCAAGGUGUUGCUCGCGGAGCUCGGUGCGGCGGCCAAGAACGGGGGCACGUACGCCAAGGACUCGGUUGUCGAGGCGCUCAACACGCCGCCGCCACCUUUUCCAAGUGGAAGCUGCAACAGCAGCAAGAAGUUAGACCAGACGUUUAUCUACGCGGCGCUCUGGAAACGCGAAGACAAGCUGGUCAAGCAGCUCGGCGAGCGGUAUGGCAGGAUGGUGCGGCACUGGAACGGGUCCGCGUUUCAAGCGUGGAACGACUGUCUGAGCGUGGCCGAGGCGGCGGCGACGGCGCACAUGCACCGGCGGAUGUACGACGCGCACUUGGUGCAUGUCAAGCAUGCGUCUGUAGCUGACGCAGCGAGCGGCGAAGCGUUGAGGUUGUGCGGGCGCGUGUGGGCGGCGAAUACGAUUGCGUCGGACGAGAGCUUUUUGAGGCUGGGGUGCAUCAGCGCGGCGCAGGCGACGGACGUAGUGGAGCAGAUUGAUGACCUGUGCAAGAAGAUGACGAGCAUUUCAGAGGCGCUGCUCAAGGGGGUCGGGUUUCCCGACCACUUGCUCGCGCCAAUUGCCGUCGAUUUUGUUGCUCACAACGCGCGCGCAAAACUGUAACUCUCCCCGUAGAUUCAGUAUGUAGACUAGCACUCUGUCGGAGGAGAACAUAAUGUAGUGUGAUAAUAGAUGGUCUGGCAAUUAACGUACAGAGCUGCACUGUUUGACGAAGAAUAGAAAUGAACUCUGCUUUCUCCGGCAGACAACUUUCUCCGGUGGGCAUCUUU
This is a messenger RNA of Chondrus crispus (carragheen), 2096 nucleotides long. RefSeq names its product acyl-CoA oxidase. Gene Ontology annotation, molecular function: acyl-CoA oxidase activity; FAD binding; fatty acid binding. Gene Ontology annotation, biological process: lipid homeostasis; fatty acid beta-oxidation using acyl-CoA oxidase. The transcript has 2 exons. NCBI's taxonomy places the organism in Eukaryota, Rhodophyta, Florideophyceae, Gigartinales, Gigartinaceae. The record is from RefSeq and is a predicted model, not a curated record. The coding region runs from base 1 to 1929 and encodes 642 amino acids. Gene Ontology annotation, cellular component: peroxisome.